ACAGUUAACAAAACACAGUAAUCUACAACACUUUGUAAUCGGUGGAAAGAACGUGCACAGUGUGAAAGGAUAUUUUUAUCAAGGAAUAAGCGAUUUUACAGGUUUAUAAAAAUCGGAAUAACUGUCCGACGUUUCUGGUUGUCUGUGGUUUUAGUCACGUGUGAGGGCAUGCGAACUCUGUCGUUAAGUUACACUGCAGAACAUUGUACAAUACAUCAACGUCAAGGGACGGAAUAAGGUAGAGAGUUUGUGACAGGAUGACUUCUGCGACCGAUAAACCAGAGACAGUCGUCAGCGGCGAGGAAUUUCGAUGUUUUGUCUGCGAUAUUGCUGUUACAGGAAGAUACUAUACACUAGCUACAUGUCGUACCCAAAGCACCAAAAUACGGCUUAUAGAAAAGUUAGGUCAGCUCGUUGGAGAAAGGUACAUGGUUGUUAUAUCAGAAGAUGAUAUAAUUUGCCGUGGAUGUGCCAAUCUUAUGAAUACACUGGAUCGGCUGGAGACAGAAAUGGGUUCAGUACGGAAUGUAGUCCUACGCUUCCUAGAGAAAAAGUAUGCCUUGGAAGAAGGAGAAUUGUUGAAUAAUAAGAUGACAGGUUUCUGUCCACCUCCACAAAUAACAUCACACAACACGUCACUUGUUCAAGGUUCGAAGUCCAGGCCAAAUGCAAGUGUGGAAAAUUUCAUGUCUCGAAAGAGAAAGGCUGCACUUUCUGACUUGAAAAAUGAACAGGAGAACAGUCUGCCAAGCUCAAAUAGCAAGACUCAGAAGACUGACCCCAAGUCUAAUGUGUGGAUGCAGUGUGACAAGUGUAAGUACACGACACACUAUAAUGCGUUCAUGAUUCAUCAUAUACGCCAGCAUAUAAAGAAAAAGAAUGUUACAUGUGACUACUGCGGAGAUGAGGUGCAGUCAGGAGGCAGCUGCACAAGACAGUGCAGUGUGAAAGGUAGCAAUGCAGAAGGGAAGCAAACCAAACAAACUCCAAAGCAGUUUAAGAAAUACUUGACUAAAGAUAGCAAUGAAGUCAUGCAUUGUGAGGGUUCUGACACUGCUGAAUCUGAAACUGUGGAGAUGAUCACUGCAGAAAUAAACGAGUUCAGGGACACUAACAGUCCAGAUGUUGUUAUUUCGACAGUACAGGCCACAGAGGCAGAACCUGGCAAGAACAGUGUUGCAGAUGUGAGUAUGUUACCUGCAGUGGAACCGGGCACAACAGCAAUCAUUAUUGAUCAGAGUCAGCAAAACAGCAAGUCCACAGAACUAACAAAAGCAGAUGAUGUAACUAUCGAGGUCUCUAACACAUCUCCUCAUCAUGAAGAGGGGAAUGUGGAAGUGCAGUUGAAUGAUGUCGACGGAUCCACACCAACUGCGAUAUGUGUUAUGGAUAUGUCAGAGGAUAGUUCUGCAGAACAACCCACAUUGUUAACAGUGCAAAAGUUGGAAGAAGAAGGCAGUGCAGUAUAUGUGCAAGUUGUGGAAGUGGGCAAGACAGAGGAAGAGAUAGAAGACUCAGGAAGCAUUACCAAGCAGGUGCUGACUGUGUCAGAAGAUGGCACUGUUGAGAUGGUAGAGGUCAUGUGGGAUGAGAUGGUUUCACCAGAUGUGGGGACUGAACAGGACAUAGGUUUUGGAUGACAUUCCAUGACUUGAGUUCAGUAUUUUUUAUUGUUUGAAGUUUCAGAAAUAGCUAUUCAUUAGCCCUAUGUCUCUCAUUGAUUACAUUUUGUUUUUCUGAAAAAGCUGAGAAAAACUUUUUAAUUUCUGAGUUACUAAGUUACAGAUCACAUGAUAAUGAAAGAUGCUGAUUUAGUUAUUUGUUAAUUUAUCUAUAUUCCGAAUGGCAGUGAACCUUAUUUAAAAAGUAAUAAGUGGAAAAAUAUUGCUGUCUUACUAUUCAGUUAAUUGCAACAUGUGGCAGUACGUUGUGUUAUUCAUUCCAGGUAUUUAUUUUAUGGCCAUAAAGCUUGUGUUAUUUACAGUUCUGUAAUAACCUUGUUGGUUUGUAACAAACCUUAUGCAUUGUAUGAUUAUCUGGUUUCAAUUAUAUGAAUACUUUGUUGUAAAUUUUGUAA
This is a messenger RNA of Zootermopsis nevadensis, 2077 nucleotides long. RefSeq lists its product as uncharacterized. The record is from RefSeq and is a predicted model, not a curated record. Lineage: Eukaryota; Metazoa; Arthropoda; Insecta; Blattodea; Termopsidae.